UACUCUAGUGGGUGCACACGAAUUGCCCGUUGUGGUUCAUACUAUUAUUUUAACUUUUUUUUUUUUAAUUAAUCUGAUAUCAGACAAAAAUGGCGCCUUCAGUACCAGAAUUUUAUAAAGGAAAAUCCAUUCUUAUUACUGGGAGUACUGGUUUCGUGGGAAAGGCUCUGGUGGAGAAGUUGCUUCGCAGCUGUCCUGAAGUGGAUACGAUAUAUCUUCUGUUGAGGCCAAAGAAGGGUUUGAAUAGUGAAGAGAGACUACGCGAUCUCAGUGCCAAUAAGAUAUUCGAAAAUCUAAGAGAGAAGACUCCAGAUGUAUUCAAGAAACUCAAAUUAGUUGCCGGAGAUAUCUUAGAUAAUGAACUAGGAAUAUCACCUGAAGACAAGAUAGAGUUGCAAGAACGCUGCAAUAUUAUCUUGCAUAGCGCCGCUUGUGUUCGAUUUGACCUAAAAUUGAAAGAUGCAAUCGAUAUGAAUACGAGAGGCACGCUACGAGUUUUAGAACUUGCUGAAAGUAUGAAAAAUCUUCAGGUAUUGGUGCAUCUAUCAACAGCGUAUUGUCGUUGUUAUUUAGAUGAGAUGGAAGAGAAAUUAUACCCACCAGCCCACAAGCCACGAAAAAUUAUGGACAUUGUUGAAUGGAUGGACGAUGAUACACUUAAGUAUUUGGAACCUAAGCUUAUAGCUUCAGAGCCAAACACCUACUCGUACACAAAAGCUAUCACUGAAGACUUGAUUGCUGAGUAUGGCGACAAAUUUCCAAUAGCUAUUGCCAGACCUUCUAUUGUGACUUCUGCAUGGAAGGAGCCGAUACCUGGAUGGGUGGACAAUUUGAAUGGAGCCACUGGUCUUCUUAUUGGAGGCGGCAAAGGUGUUAUACGUACAAUGCAUUGCGAACCGACGUAUACAGUCGAUGCGAUAGCUGUCGAUAUUGUAGUUAAUGCAUGUCUACUUAUUGCUUAUGUUACCGCUUUAGACAAGCCUAAAAAAGUUACAUUUUAUAAUGUAACACUGUCCAGAAUUAUAAAGAUAACUUGGGGCGAAAUAAUAAAAUUAGGUGAAAAAUGGGUGGACAAAUAUCCGCAUACCGUGGCUCUGUGGCAUCGUGGUGGUACUAUUAAGUCAUAUUACUGGCAUCACCAAAUCUGCGUUUUCUUUUAUCACAUUAUACCUGCCUAUUUAGUGGAUGGUAUCCUGUUUUUGAUGGGAAGAAAAACUUUUUUAAUUAAUGUUCAAAAACGUAUAAGCCACGGUUUAGGUGUACUUCAGUACUACACGACAAAAGAGUGGUACUUCAAGAACGACAAUUUCAAGUCUCUUCGUACACGAGUAAGCAAAGAAGACAACGAGGCUUUUUAUACAGAUCUCAGUAAUUUGAAUGCCAAUGAAUAUUUGAGAGAUUAUAUAUUAGGUGCCAGACAGUUUUGCUGUAAAGAAGAUCCAUCGACAAUUCCAAGAGCUCGCAAAUUGGCGAAAAUCCGCUAUGUACUGGAUGUUGUUGUACAAAUAUUAUUUUAUGGAAUUUUGGCUUGGAUAUUCUAUUCCAAUCUGCACAUCAUCACCUCAUCAGUUCACUACUUGGAUGACGCGCUGAAGAGUUUAUCGCCAAUUAACAAAGUCAACGCUGAAGAAUUUAUAACUUAUCUGUCAUCAUAAAUAUAAUGUUUUUUUUUUUAUUUAUCUGUAGUAAUGUGUCUUAGUCUUAACCACGACAACUCAUUUAUGUUCCGAGAAAUAAAAAAUCUAA
This is a messenger RNA of Galleria mellonella (greater wax moth), 1746 nucleotides long. Its product is annotated as putative fatty acyl-CoA reductase CG5065. The transcript is spliced from 13 exons. The record is from RefSeq and is a predicted model, not a curated record. Bases 90 to 1655 code for a protein of 521 amino acids. Gene Ontology annotation, cellular component: peroxisome. Gene Ontology annotation, molecular function: alcohol-forming very long-chain fatty acyl-CoA reductase (NADP+) activity. Gene Ontology annotation, biological process: long-chain fatty-acyl-CoA metabolic process. Lineage: Eukaryota; Metazoa; Arthropoda; Insecta; Lepidoptera; Pyralidae.